Sitophilus oryzae (rice weevil) is the source of this 2118-nucleotide messenger RNA. It is a transcript of the gene Atf6, whose product is annotated as cyclic AMP-dependent transcription factor ATF-6 beta. The coding region runs from base 132 to 1874 and encodes 580 amino acids. Gene Ontology annotation, biological process: endoplasmic reticulum unfolded protein response; regulation of transcription by RNA polymerase II. Gene Ontology annotation, cellular component: nucleus. The transcript is spliced from 5 exons. The record is from RefSeq and is a predicted model, not a curated record. Lineage: Eukaryota; Metazoa; Arthropoda; Insecta; Coleoptera; Curculionidae. Gene Ontology annotation, molecular function: RNA polymerase II cis-regulatory region sequence-specific DNA binding; DNA-binding transcription factor activity, RNA polymerase II-specific.
AAGUGACAACGUUGUCAAAAUUCGGUACGCAUGAUUCGGAAAAGUGAUUAUUUUGGUACAAAACACCGGAUUUUUAUCAAUUAUAAUAUGAAAUAAGUAAGGAUAGCUGAAAAUAAUCGUACCAAGUUCAAAUGUGGCCUGAUUUUGUGGGUUUUAACGAGGACUAUGGCUUCAAAAGUUCUCCGGAGUCGAGCAGCGACAAUUCUUUUUGUACAGAUAACAUGGACGUAUCCUCGGGCGAGGACUUUUUAACGCAGUUAUCUACAGAUUUGGAUAUUCCAUUGCUCUUAAAUGCUGGUGAAGAUGAAAUGGCACUACUUAACUCGUUUCUUGACAAAAGUCCUGACGAAAUUCUCUCCGAUGUAGCUUCCCCGCCUAGGGAGGACGUCUCAAACGAUAGUCUGGAUGUUAAAGAUGUAGAUUUUACAGCCUGGGACUUUGCUAACAUACCUAAGACAGAAGAACAGGACGUAGCAUCUGAUGCUUCUAGUGUUUCAAGCAAUUCUAUCGAAUCUACUACCAGAAUUCCUGUUGUACAGUAUCCUCCUUCAACUAGGAUCAAGCUAGAGGAGAUUGAACCAAAAAUAAAGACAAAAGUUCCAAUAAAAAGAGUUCCAAUUCAGCCCAAAGGUCAAAACAACUUUGUAGUCAUAAAUAAUAAAUUCCCUACAGUUUUGCCGCAAGGAAUUAGCGGUUUAUCACCUAAAGUUGUGGUUUUGGAUAAUAUUUCAACAUUCCCUGUCAAACAGGUGUCUCCUAUUCUUCCUAACAGACCGUGUAAUAUGGGAAUAGAUCCGAAAAUUUUUAAAAGGCAACAGAGAAAAAUAAAAAACAGGGAAUCUGCAUGUUUAUCCAGGAAGAAAAAGAAAGACUAUUUGAAUUCUUUAGAAGAACAAGUGAAGGAAUUAGUUGAGGAGAAUAAAUGCUUGAAAAAGGAAAACGCACUAUUGAAGGACAGGCUCUCGUAUUAUGAAGAGGAUAAAUCUUUUAAAAGCAUAUCUUCGAAAGGAACUAAACCAGCGUUGGUUUUGUGUGCUUUUCUACUUGUAGUAGGAUUAAAUUUAGACUAUUUAAGAAGUCCCUUUUUAUCAAAGUCAAAUAAAAUUGACUUGGCCCAAAGUAAACACACGCAUAUACCCCUUAAUCACCAUGGUAGAGGUCUUUUGUGGGCGGAUGAUCAAAACACAGACCCAAGCGUACCAAAUAGUACUUAUUUUUCAGCCCUAACCAUGUGUCCGGCUUCGAUAAAUCAAAGCGAGAGUGCCAGACUUCUUUUGGAGCUGGAAAGAUGGAUCGGAAAACCUGAAAUUACACCAGAAAAAAAAUCUCCUGCCACUGUUUUGACUACUAGAAAGCCUAAAACAAAAAGAAAGAAAAUACGGGUUGAUUCUUCGCUAGUCCAGGUUUUAGAAAAUAAAAAAUACGGCCCAGAGAACGAGAGUAAAAACGAAAUUCAAGUUUUCACUCCUAAACCCGAACAACUUUAUUCAGAAUUUUUCGAGGCUAUUAACAGGCAAGAAGACACGUUCUACGUGGUGUCUUUCAGCGAGCAACACCUCUUAGUACCGGCUUUGUACCAUAACAAAACCCGGAGACCCAAAAUGACGCUUCUUAUGCCUUCGGUACUUCCCAACGGUACUUCAACCCAAACUUUUGUACCUUUGAUGCAAAUUGAUUGUGAAGUACUCGAUACAAAGCUUGUUAACGUGAAGUAUGGUGCCAUACCCAGGCAGUACCGUAAUGUUACAAAAACCAACGGAAAUGACGAGCAUAGAAAAUCAAAUUCUACAGUACCAAGGAAAAAUAGGGAUAAGGGAGCUUAUAAGCCCUAUUUUUUGGGUAAAAAAUUCUUUAAAAUGGAUGAUAUAAAUUAGUUUAGUCAAAGUUUAUAUUAAGCUUUUUUUGUGAUCUCGGUGAAUGUAUUUUUUUCUGGGUUUUCCAAUUUGUAUAUACGUUUGUGCAAUAGUAUUUUUUCUUAUCAAUUUUAUGCCAUUGAGUUCAUUGUUUUCAGUCAUUUUUAGUAUAAUUUAGAUAAAGAUUUAUGUAGAUUUUUUACAUUUAUAACAAAUGCAACAAGCUAAUGAUUUUUUUAUUUUGGUAAAUAGAAAGUUCAUGUUA